AUGUCUUAAGAUGAAUAUAUCCAAACAGAUAAUAGUCAAACUAAUUCAUUAAUGGAUUGGAACAAGGUUAUUAAAAUCAAUGAAAAGGAUAUUAGCUUUUAGAAAUAUAAAUUUGAUAGUUUAACAGCAUCCUAAUUUUGGGCAUAUUGCAUGGGUCAUAUGCUUAAUGAUUUAUCAGCUGCUUGUUGGUUUAAGUAUUGAAUACUUUAACAUUUUAGCUAUCUAUUGUUUUAUUUGAAGAGAAUUAUGCAUGUUGAUUUUGGUUCAUAUGCAAUGUUGUCAGGUUAAAUAGCUGAUGCUUUAGCCACUCCAUUAGUAGGAUAUUAUAGUGAUAGAACAAAUACAUCAAUAGGAAAGAGAAUUCCAUGGUAUAUUGGGUAUUUUAAAUGUUUAUAUUUCAAGGGGAUAUGUUGUAAUAAUCUUUUCAUUUUUGCCUGUUUGGAAUGGAAAUUUAAUUUUUGAUUGGAUGAGCCUAAGAAACAACAACUUAGUAUAAGUAAGCUAUUAAAAUUAAAGAAAGACAAUAUACUAUACGGUUUUUUCAGCAAUCUUUAAUUUUGGUUGGGCUUCAUUACAAAUAAGUCAUAUGUGUUUGGUUCCAAGUUUAACAUGUAGUCGCUAUAAAAGAGAUAAAUUAAAUUCUAUAAGAAAUACAUUUUAAUUCAUAGCUGUAUUAAUAGUGUAUGUGACAGCAGUAACAUUUAAAAAUAGAUAUAGCUAAUAUUUUUUUAAUUGGUAAACAGUAAAAAUGGUACAGACUCAGAAUAAGCUUUUCAAUAUUUAUCAUUAAUAUGUGUAGCCAUUGGAACAGCAACAUCAGUAUUUUUUAUUAUACAAAUAAAUGAACCUAAACUAACUUCUGAUUGUACUAAAUAUGCAAGAAUUUUGUUAAAAAUUUUGAAGGAAGUAUGAAAUAUUAAUUANUUUAGUCUAAAGAAAAUAAAAUUCAAAACAAUUAUUCAAUAAUAUUUAAAAAAAUGAAAAUUAAUAAACACAUAAUUUAUGAUUAUUUCAAUUAAGCUUAAUUGAAUUAUAAUAUCUGA
Paramecium pentaurelia is the source of this 1043-nucleotide messenger RNA. Lineage: Eukaryota; Ciliophora; Oligohymenophorea; Peniculida; Parameciidae. The record is from the annotation of a GenBank genome assembly.